Dreissena polymorpha is the source of this 7283-nucleotide messenger RNA. RefSeq lists its product as uncharacterized. The transcript is spliced from 10 exons. Bases 584 to 5284 code for a protein of 1566 amino acids. NCBI's taxonomy places the organism in Eukaryota, Metazoa, Mollusca, Bivalvia, Myida, Dreissenidae. The record is from RefSeq and is a predicted model, not a curated record.
UGUAAUCAGGCAGUUAAUGAAAUGGCCUAUUGUGGUUAAACAUCUUUUUUAAAUGUUGGUUCGUAUUGUAGCGUGGGUUUUUGCUUAUAGUGCUUGUAACGGUUGUAAUACUUGUUUGGUCUAUGCCCGACAUCAAGCCCGUUGAUGGCAACACACAUAUUUGUUUGCAGGAUAAUGGAUAUUUGCGUUGCAGCGAAACGGUGACAACUUUUAGUCGGAUUUUAGAAAAGGAAGUUGAGAAUGUUUAUGCAAAAACGACAAAGCAACAUGUAGAAGAUACGAAAGCAUAUUUUAAUACUCACGUGAAGAUAGAGCUUAAGAAUGAUUACCUGGCUACAAUUCCUGACAAGAAGCCCUCAGCAAAACUCGUAGGCCAAAUAUCAAACCUAAAACAGGAUUAAAUGUACUGACCCAGCAUUUGCAGAUGUCAGCUAUUCCAUCGGAAUAUGAUCAUUUGAUAAUCACAAUUGUAUACAACUUCUCCGAAUUUAAAAGAAAUUAAAGGAUGACCAAAAACGAAGCCGAUGGGCAGUUGUAUGCCAUUACCAAAAAUCAGCGUGUAUGGAAUGUGACCAGUAGCUGAAUGAAUUCCUUACCAGUAUGUCAUCAAUUAUUCAAGAAACACACGAUUGUGACAAGCCCGUAUUCGCAUGUAUGUUAUAGGGAUAUAGCGGACUACACUACAAUGGCGAGUCUAUCCGCUGUGUUCUCUGAGAAGGAAAGGACGAACUGGCUGAAGGCGUGGCUAGCAGUUGACAUUGCAAAGGCUGGUUUAGAGCAAUUUGUGGAGAACGAGGCUAUAACUUUACAAGCCAGUAUAUACAAACUUGUCUUGUCUAGUAGUCAGGCGCAAGCCGCGUGUAUAGGCUGUCACACUGCAAAUUUGCUAAAAUGCCCAACAAAAAACGUAUGCAAUAAACGGGGAUCACACAGCACAUGCACAUCGAUGCAUGAUAGCGCGUUAAAACAACCACGACCAUGUCCUGCUAAUGUGUGUAAUAAAGUUCAUGACGAGAUUGUUAAGCAGCAUAGAUUUAAUAAUCCGUCUUGGAAAAAUACAACGGCGCAACAAUGGGCAACAAAUCCAUGGCAAGUAGGCAAGGCUUAUCUACCUCCCGACGGAUAUGCUGGGAAGACUUCGGUUCAAGAUACAGAUUUCAACGGAAUCAUCAGCUUUAUGAUGAACUGCAAACACUUUGACAACAGCUUGUCAUUCCUUAUUUCUCCAGGACACCAUCAUUCGCCAUGCCUUCUGACAAAAGCACGAGACAUUGGCAGAACUGUCCGUCACCUGUCUCAGUGUAAAGUAACAGACCCAGAUCUCCAGGACAUCUUCAAAACACUGACAUGCCUGCUGAGUGACCCAACGUGUCUAGUGCAUGACGUUGCUGCAAAGGAGGCUGUGAGGAAAUUAGCAGAGCUGGAACAGGAUACAUUGAAGAUAACCACGGAGGAAAUGAUUCGUCUACUAGAGGCUGCGCAAGAUACAUUAAAGACAGUUGAAAAUAUAGCAGAUAAAUCUAUGUCUGAGAUGCAGAUGCACCUUGAACAAUGUAAGAAGGCUCUCAAUACACACUUGGACAAAUGUAAACAGGAACUUGAUGAGCACACUGCAAAAUGUAAUAUAGCGGAGAAGAAGGAUCUCAAUACACACUUGGACAAAUGUAAACAGGAACUUGAUGAGCACACUGAAAAAUGUAAUAUAGCGGAGAAGAAGGAUCUCAAUGCGCAUACGGACAAAUGUAAACUGGAACUUGAUGAGCACACUGCACAAUGUACACAUGCUAUAGACGAACAUGUGAGCAAGACGGUGGAAUCGACCUAUGGGCAAUCUUGUAAAGAACUGAUAGAGCGUACGAAGAAACUAUACAGUGACACUUUAAGUCGAGUUACUAUAUCUCCAUUGAAUGACUACAUACAAGAAAAAGUAGGAGAUGUUUAUUUGUCGCCAAAAAUUGUUCAAAUGUCCCAGGACAGAGGUACGUUUAAGAAAACAGACUCACAGGUUACACAGUACAAGGAUGUGUUGUUUACAGACGACACAGUUAACCCACGAAUAUUUCUUCAAGGUGAGGCGGGGUCUGGAAAAACAACGUUCUUAGCAAAGAUGGCCCUAGACUGGUGUGGGGAACCGCAUGUUUGUAGUGCAUCUGAUAACAGAUCAAUUUUCUUUAGUGAUGUCGAUGUUCUGCAAGGCUUUGUGUUCGUUUUCCAUAUCACAUUGAGAAAUUCGGUAAAACAAUUCGACGUAUAUACAUUGAUUAAAGAGCAAAUAAUAGACUCGAUAUACUCCUAUGAAGACCGUGCGAAGGCGUACAUACUAUUGAAUGAGAUAAUGAAACGUGAACAAUGCUUGGUACUACUUGAUGGUCUAGAUGAGUGGACCGGACCUGGAGAUCAUCACAACAUACCGACAUUGGUAGUAGAUCACAGCAAGUGUGUGAUGUUAUUUUCAACACGACCUUGGAAAUUGGCUGUAAGUAAAAUUAUGCUAUCGGACAUGUAUACAUCGGUGCAAUUGGAAGGAAUAAACAAGCCGUUUGAGCUCAGCAGAAUUCUCCUGAGCCGUUUGGUAGAUAAGGAUGAUCUUAAAAUUAAAUACUCAGCAUUUAAGAAUUACAUAGCGAAACAGAAGCUCUACAAUUUACUGUUAUCUCCAAUGAUGCUCUCUGCAAUCGUUUGUUCAUAUGCAGAGGGAACAGAACUCAAAGGCUCGAAGUGUGAAAUAUACAUCCUUUUACUGGAAAGUCUGUUUAAGAAACCGAACAGUGAAAUGUGUACAUUUGAACAGCCCCCAUUUCGAUGCUUCACAGGGACUCAAUACAUACAGCCCAAUAUGGAAUCCCUAAAUCGCCUUGCCGAACUAGCAUUUCAUUUGUUGUUUGUAAAUGCAAGGGAAAACUCACUAGUGUUUACUGACACCGAAUUAAGGAAAUUUAAGUUGAAUGAAAGGGAACAAAAGGAAUUUGCAUUAAAAUCCGGAAUUUUGUCGUCAGCACGAAACACUUCGUCACUGCGAUCGGCAUCUUCAUUUUCGUUUAUCCACUUGAGCAUGCAGGAAUUCCUCGCUGCUUAUCAUAUUGCCCGCAAUACCCAUCUUGUUGAUGGCGUUAUUUCUGUGUAUCUUAAACGUCACAAUGAUGCAUAUCGCGAAAUAUCACAGGUGUUUAUAUUCCUGUGUGGACUGGAUGUAUCGAGUGUGGACUCGCUAUCAAGCAUGAUGGAGCAGCACCAUGUUAUGCCAAAUUCUAACUACGACGUCUGGCUUCGAAACUACAGGUUUCAAGACACCAUACUGACAGGACUCCGAGAAGCUGUUGCAAACGGACAUAACGACAUUCGCCUUAGACUAAGUCGCUUCAGCUUCGAUAAUGAUAAUAUCAUAGACCUACAUAGGAUUUGGACAAAUAAUGCGUCAAAUGUUCUUUCCUUGGAAGUUGACAAGUAUCAAAAUGACGAGUCAGCAUCUCAUAUAACGCUGGACAUAUCAUUGUGUCGGAAGCUGCAAAAGUUACACCUACAGGGAGGCGGCAUAUUGCUUAAAGAUUUUUCCGAUGUGGCCUCAUUGGAACUUCCGGUCUGGAUUGUUCUAAACAGUUCCGAUCCAAGCCAGUACACAGACCCUUCUCCACUACUGCCCUCUAUAGAAUAUAUUGUGUUAAGGUGUGUCACAUGUUCCUAUACGUCGCUAUGCAGUCUGCUCAGCAGUCUGCUGACACUUGAUCAUAAGGUGAAGUGUGUGCUGAAUUACUGUGAAAUAACGUCGUGCGUAGAGGGCGCAGUCUGCAAAUUAUGUAAAACUGGCCGUGUAAAAAUAAAAAAAGAAAAUAAACAAAUAGCAGUGACCUUACUUGAUACAAGUCUGUUGAUAGCUCUCAAUGGUCUGAAUAUCACUAGUCUGAGUACGGAUGGUCGUUGUAAAGCUUUUCGAGAAAAUCAUAAAGAGUCGUUGACUCAGACGAUUGUAUUGCUCUUACAGCUGGACGAACUUAGUAUUAAAGUGAAGCAUAGCAUACCUCAGUCACCUGAUCAGUGGAAGACUCUUCACGGUUUGAAUAUUAGGAGUCUGAGUCUGAGAAGUUGGGAAUUGAAGCAUACAGAGUCAUUGUCUCAGUCGUUAGCCUCGCUUACACGGCUAGAAAUGCUUAGUAUUGAAGUACACGAUGACGCACCUGGUAUGUGGGAGGCUCUUCAUGGUCUAAGUAUCAAAAGUCUGAGUCUGAGUAUUUUUUGGAUAUUACAGCAUACAGAGUCAUUGUCUCAGUCGUUAGCCUCGCUGACACGGCUAGAAAUGCUAAGUAUUGAAGUAGACUAUGACGCACCUGGUCUGUGUGAGGCUCUCCAUGGUCUGAGUGUCAAGAGUCUAAGUCUGAGUCUGGGUCUCAGUCUGAGUCUGAGUUUGAGUGACGUCUGUUUAGAUUUUGAAAUAGAGUAUGCGACGUCUCUGAAGCAGUCGCUAUUAUCUAUCAAACAGUUGGAAACAAUUAGUAUUAGUGUGGGUGUAUACAGCCCUUGUCUGUGGAAGGCUCUCAAUGGUCUGAGUAUCAAGAAUCUGAGUCUGAGUAUGCGUUUGAGUGACGUCUGUUUAGAUUUUGAACUAGAGUAUGCGACGUCUCUGAAGCAGUCGCUAUUAUCUCUCAAACAGUUGGAAACACUUAGUUUAAGUGUGAAUGUAGACAGUCCUGGUCUAUGGGAGGCUCUGAGUGGUCUGAACAUCAAUAGACUGAGUCUGAGUGGUGUGAGGAGAGGAUUGAGACUGAGUGUGUGCAGUAAGUGGGGAGGUUUGAUAGUGGAGCAUGCAGAGUCGUUGUCUCAGUCGCUAUCAUCACUCACAGAGCUGGAAACUCUUACACUAUAUGUCCAUAAAUACAUUGCGCUGCAGGUACCACGAUCAUUGAAGUAUUUGAAUAUCUACUUUACCACAUUGCUUCCCUCCGAAUUACGGGACCUUGUGGACACACUGGCUGCAUGUUCGCAUGCAAUUGAGAUUAAUCUAGAAUGUGCUUUUCUUGAUAAUCAAAAACGAAUCCCACUACAGAAAUACAUUCCAAUUGAACAAGAACUGGUUUCACGGACGAAUGUUGUAGUUAAAAGAUUCCAAAUAUAUGUAACUGAAUCUUAUUCUACCAUGCCUGUACUUUACAUUGGUGGUGUUGAUGACCCUGCUCACCGUGGCUUAAGCAUGAAACAUGAUGCAUAUGAAAGAUUCGCUAAACUUAUGAAAAGAUUCAAAUGUAGUCGAAUUUCAAUAGGACUUCAGAUAAAUCCAGACUCAUUCUUAUAAAUAAGUGUGUGUUGUUGUUAGACAUUUAAUUAAUUUGAAACUAGUGUUAUUCAAGCGUUAUAGUGUGCGUUAUACUUUUUAAAAAUCAAACUUUUUUUACGUUAUGCGUACACUUAUGUUUUGUUCGCUUUAUGCAUGCACUUCAGUUAUAACAUUAUGCUAGCAUAUUGUGCUGUUGCAUUUCAGACAUGGCAAUUAAGAUACACAAGCUGGCAUGUUUCGUGUCACAUUAUUAAAAGGAAUAAUUAAGCUGUAUAAUCACAUUACGUUUAUAUUUCGUGUAAAUAGUAUGGUAUAUGUUUUAAUUGAACGUAUGUCUUUGUUUUCAUGCAAUAAACAAUUUCGAACACAGUGUUACAAUUUAAGUAGUUCGCGUUGAAGCAUGAGUAUUUAACUGUGCACUUUUCAUUCCGUUGACUUUAUCUAUAAAGAUUGCACGACAUCAUCGAUUUGAUUGUCCUCUUUUGUAUAUAAUUUACGACACUUUGAUAAUUAAAAUGCAUAAAAAAUAUUUGUAUUUGCGUUUUGUGCAAAGUGCUUGUCAAAUCCAAAACGCUUGAAGAGCCUGCCAGUUUUUGCCUGUUUUGCCAUGUCUGUACGUGACAUAAGUGGCGUUGAUGAUGCUGCCAACGAUGAACUUAGCGUUAAAGAAUAUGUUUAUUAAAGAUUCGUUGAAUGUAUGAAUGGCAGAAAAAUAAUUGACUUUAUAUACGACUUUAUAUACGUCCAGACUCAAUGCCAUGCAUAACUUUAUGCUGUUGUUGGUCAGUAUAUUAAUAUAAAUCAAUUGUUAUUAAUGCCCUGAAGUGCGUGUGGCACUUUGAACAAAUCGAAACUUUGUUGACACUAUGUGUCAAAUAUAUGUUGUUUUUUUGUUUCAUACACGCAAUUAAGCUAUAGCAGUAUGCUUUUAUACUGUGUUGAUGAAUAUACCACUUGUGUUAUUUGACAAAACAAUAUAGUAGACACAUAAUAUUUCGAUUUUAAAAUGAUCGCAGUCUAAUUUGUAGUGACAUUCAAUGACAAGUAUAUAUUUGUAAAUAUCCAUCCAUCUUUAAAAGAUACACAUUCGCACGAGCUUUUCUGUUAGAUUGAUGGAUUAUUUUAAUAAACACAAUCACGUCAAUUUAGCUCCGAAAUAAUAAAUAAAGUCAGAUGCUUUAAUUAAAAUACACGAAAAAAAACAAUAGGCGAUGUUUCUUCUUGCUACAGAGCAAGUGUCACACUACUUAACGCAAUAAGACUUUAAAUUACGUUUGGUUUAAUGUUUUGUGUAAAUGUUAUUAAAUUGUACAUAGCUUAAUUCAAUGCUUUCUUUUGUGUUGAUUAAUUAUAAAAAAAUGAAGAGUUUGAUACAGUCUUACACAUGCGCGUUAAAGUAUGCGCAUUUUACUGAACAUAUUCUGCCUUAUUCUUAAAGCAUUUGACUUCAUAUAUUACUAUUGCAUGACAUAUCACUUAUGAUUUCCGUUUUUUCUCUAUAAUUAACACAACUUGAUUAGUUAAUAUUCAACAUAAACUAAAGUGUGUAUAUCUGAUUUUUGUGCAAAGUGCAGGUCGUUUUGAUCGUAUUUAAUAACUGUACCCUCAAAAAGUGGUCAAUAAAAUUUACUUUUCAAGGAUAUAUAACAAAAGGAGUGUAUUUAUUUUUUAAAUGCAUAUAAAUUCAACAGUUUAGAUGUAUGUUCUUAAAUAUGUAUAUUUUAUAUAUGCAUAUUUCUAAUUAAUUACGAUAAACGGUUGUUUCGGAUUGUUUAAUAAUUUUGUAAGCUUUUUGAUGCAUAUAAAACUGAUGAUUAUUAAAUAAAAUUCAAUAGUUAAACAGCGUUGUCGUUGAUUGUGUAGUUAUAAUGUAUAUAAGCUUGAUUGCGAUGAUGUCUUUGUAAACUAUCUUUCGAUGCGGUUUGAUAAUGCUCCUACUGUUGAUGAUGAUGAUGAUGAUGAUGAUGAUGAUGAUGAUCAUGAUAAUGAUGAUGCUGAUGAUGAUGCUGCUGCUGCU